Molecule: messenger RNA, 1962 nt
Organism: Asparagus officinalis (garden asparagus)
Lineage: Eukaryota; Viridiplantae; Streptophyta; Magnoliopsida; Asparagales; Asparagaceae
Product: cation/calcium exchanger 1-like
Biological process (GO): transmembrane transport; monoatomic cation transport
Cellular component (GO): membrane
Molecular function (GO): monoatomic cation transmembrane transporter activity
Source: RefSeq, a predicted model, not a curated record
ACUAUACCUCCCUCCCUCCCAUCUCUCCCUCCCUCUUCGUAUCAAACACUCUCAUGUAAGCGUUAGCGCCUUAAAGAUAAUUAGAACCAAGAAGCGAUGGCUCUUUCGCUGUCGAAGAACCUCAAGUCCUUCGUCAACACGGCCCUCCUCCUCCUCGUCUGCUUCUUCUUCACCUCCCAAAUCCGCACCCCGACCACCCCGCUUCAAAGCCCGAUGAAAGCCCAUCUGAUCCCCUCCCGGCCCUUAUCAUCUUGCUCCCCGCUCCAAACCCUACCCGACCCAAAAUCCAAAUGCCUCUACCUCAAAUCCCACUCCCCUUGCAUCUCCCAAGGCUACAUCAACUACCUCCACCUCUUCUACUGCACCCUCCCUCACCUCCCCUCCCUCUCCUACUCCCUCUUCCUCCUCUCCCUCCUCGCCCUCUUCUACCUCCUCGCCGACACCGUCUCCCGCUACUUCUGCUCCUCCAUCGAAAACCUCUCCCGCCUCCUCAAGCCUCUCACCCCGCCCACAUAUCGGGCCGGCGUCACGCCUCCUCUCCCUCGCAACGGCUCCCGCGACGUCUUGUCGCCUGCGAUCGUCUCGUUCCGCUCCGGCGCCGGCGGAGGUCGGCCUCAGCAGCGUCCUCGAGGCGCCUUCUUCGUCUCCCUGCGUCGUCGUGGCGUAAAUCAACGUCGGCCGUCUGCCUGUCUUCGUCGGCCAACUCUUCUCCUCCCACCGUCCGCGUCGACCCGGUGCGAGCUUCGUGCGCGAACGUCCUGCUUCUUCAUCGUCGUCCUGUCUUCGCCUUCUGGGCGAUCCUCGUCGUCGGGCAGGGUCAACGUCUACGGCGCCCUGUGCUUCACUUCGCUGUACUUCGUGUACGUGUCCAUCGUCUCCGCCACGCAUUUCUGUCGGGAAAAGCACGAAGAAGAGCUCGUCGCUCCGAUUUUGAUCGACGACGAGGAGCUCAACGAUCCCGUGUCCGUCGACAAAGAAUCUUCGUCGUCACCAGAGCCCGAGCCGGAUCCAGAGCCCGAGCCAGAGCCGGGAGCAUCAGGCGUCACCAGAGUAAAAGCGUGUUUAUUCUACUACAUCAACUGGUGCCUGUACGUCAUUGAUCUGCCGUUGUACUUGCCACGUCGGCUAACGAUCCCCGACGUCUCGGAAGGCCGCUGGUCGAGGUCGUACGCCGUCGCCGCCGCGACAUUAUCGCCGAUUUUCCUCGCAACGCUCUGGAAUUCGAAAAGAGGAGGAGUGAGCACGAAAGAAGGGUUAACGAUUUAUCUAUACGCUGCGUUGCUCGGGUUGGUGCUGGGCUUAAUCGCAAUUAACACGACGAUUAAAUCUAGCCCACCUAAAAAUUUCUUGUUCCCUUGGCUCUCUGGUGGGUUUCUAAUGAGCGUGCUUUGGACUUACAUCAUUGCUGAAGAAUUAGUGGGCUUGCUAGUUUCGCUGGGCUACAUUUUUGGCAUCAAUCCUGCGAUUUUGGGGUUGACGAUUCUCGCGUGGGGGAAUUCCGUCGGGGAUAUGAUCGCCAACGUAGCGAUGGCGACGAAUGGGGGCCGAAAUGGAGCCCAGAUUGCUAUAAGUGGGUGUUACGCUGGCCCGAUAUUUAAUACCUUAGCUGGGCUUGGGCUUUCGCUUGUGGUUUCGUCUUGGGCUGUGCACCCGGACCCGUUUGUGAUUCCUGUAAGCCCGGCGAUGUUUGAGAUCGUGGGUUUCAUGAUUGGUGGGCUUUUGUGGGCUCUUGUUGUUUUGCCGAGGAAAGAGAUGAAGUUGGAUAGGGUUUUAGGAGUUGGGUUGUUGGCUAUUUAUUUGUGUUUCUUGUCUUUGAGGCUGUCACAGAGUCUAGGGCUUCUGUGAACCUUUUUUUUUUUCAUUUCUUUUUCCUUUUUCCUUGAUUUUGUUUGUUAGAAGAUACUAUGAGGGAAUUUUUAUGGUCUCCCUUGAGUAUGUAUAAAUAAGUAGUUUAUUGCUCAA